Messenger RNA from Pseudomassariella vexata, 1761 nucleotides. RefSeq names its product trafficking protein Mon1-domain-containing protein. Bases 1 to 1761 code for a protein of 586 amino acids. Gene Ontology annotation, biological process: vesicle-mediated transport; protein targeting to vacuole. Lineage: Eukaryota; Fungi; Ascomycota; Sordariomycetes; Amphisphaeriales; Pseudomassariaceae. The record is from RefSeq and is a predicted model, not a curated record. Gene Ontology annotation, cellular component: fungal-type vacuole membrane; Mon1-Ccz1 complex. The transcript has a single exon.
AUGCCGCCGCCCCCUUUGCCACCUCGACCGUCAAUAGAACCUAUGAAGCCGGCCCUGCAAUCGAAACCGACCACGGCCAUCUCGUCUAUGAACAUUCAGACGUUGUCCUUUCCAGACGGCACACGGGGCACCUUCACCAGCGGGGAAGACACUACAGCUGCGCCGGAGCCUGUGAUAAUUCCAGGGGAUCUUGCGUCUACACGAGGUACCAGUGCAGUCGCAAAUGAUUUGGACGAAGGCUUAAGUGUUAUGAGUUUCGUCCCUACAGUGCGGCCGCCUGGGGACUUGGAAAGCUUGAUGGUGGGGGACAACAGCAACAGGACCGCAGCUUGGCACUCGCUGCGGUCACAGGCGCCAACGGUGCCACCGUUCGAGAAAAUGAGGACCAAAGAGGGCUCCCUGUUGACGGAUUUCCCAAAGGAAUUUGACGAUAUACCAGAUGAAUCCGAGAAGGAUUGGCACGACUGGGACCGUCUCGAAGUGUGGAAGUCCAAACUAAAACACUACAUGAUCCUAUCCUCGGCCGGGAAGCCCAUAUACAGCAGACACGGCGACCUGGCGCUUAUCAACUCAUACAUGGGCGUUGUACAGACCAUCAUAUCUUUCUACGAAGGGGCUAAGAAUCCCCUGCUGGGGUUCACUGCUGGGACCACACGCUUUGUGAUUGCAACCGAAGGGCCGCUCUACUUGAUCGCCAUCAGCAAGCUGGGAGAAAGCGAUUCGCAACUCCGGGCCCAGCUGGACGCUCUGUAUAUGCAGAUACUUUCCACCCUCACACUUCCAACACUAACUCACAUUUUUGCGAAUCGCCCAUCGUCAGAUCUCCGCAAGCCUCUCGAGGGAACGGAGUCAUUGCUUUCAUCGUUGGCGGAUAGCUUCACUAAAGGCUCGCCAUCUGCGCUUCUAGGGGCGCUGGAGUGUUUGAAGAUUAGGAAGUCACACAGACAUUCCAUCAACAACGCGUUCCUCAAGACGAGAGCCGACAAACUACUCUAUGGGCUGAUCGUAGCAGGCGGGAAGCUCGUGAGCGUUAUCAGGCCGCGGAGGCAUUCACUUCAUCCGAGCGAUUUACAACUAAUUUUCAACAUGUUGUUCGAAUCGGGCGGGAUCAAAGCAACAGGUGGAGAGAACUGGAUUCCCAUCUGCCUGCCCGCAUUCAACAACCGCGGUUAUCUCUACAUGUACGUCAGUUUUCUCGACAGCCACUCAGAAAGCCCGUCGACAUCUCCCAAAGACAAAUCGUCGUCUCAUGAUGAUGACACCGCCGUCAUCCUCAUCAGUCCGGACAAGGAGAGCUUCUUCGCCCUUCAGAAGAUGAAAGACGACGUUGUCGUCGAGCUGAAGAAUAAGGGCAGUCUCGACAUCAUCAGAACCGCAACUACCCAGGGGCGCCCCAAGGUCGACGACGUUGCGCCCGGCUUGCAAACCAGUCACUUCCUUUUUAAAUCCAAAGCGAACGUACAGUUCUGCAUGUCGUCCCUUGAACCCCUCUUCAGCGACUUGGUUUCACACCGGCGCCUCAUGUCACUCUACCACAGCCUCCACGCUACCGUUCACGCGCGGCAUUCGCAUCUGAAGAUCUUACACUGCGUUGGCGAUGAUGCAACGUCACUUGCUUGGAUCACGCCCAUCUUUGAGUUCUACUGUGUCGCCGGUCCCAACACCUCGAGACAGGUCAUGACGCAAGGGGCGAACGAGAUUAUUCAGUGGGCCAAAAGAGAGGAAGAGCGAUUGUUCAUUAUUGGCGGAGGCGUGUUUUGA